GAAAUUAACAAAUGGUUUCACCCGUUUAAGCAAUAUGUUGAGGCUCUUCGUUUUAUCCCUGUCCAUAGCCAUAGUGUGGGGACACGCCGCACUUUAUGAACCGCCCGGAAGAUCUUCCGCGUGGAGAUUUGGAUUUAAAACCCCAAGAAAUGACGAUGAUGCUGAAAUUUAUUGCGGAGGGAUAACAAAACUAUGGAGAACCCACAAAGGUAAAUGCGGCAUUUGUGGAGAUGCCUGGGACUUGAAAGAACCAAGGCCAAAUGAAGAUGGUGGUAAAUAUGGUAAAGGAGUCGUAGUGAGGACAUACAAAUCAGGCCAAGAAAUCGACGUCAGGAUAUUUAUUGUCGCCAAUCAUGAAGGCUAUUUUGAAUUCAAACUCUGCCCCGAGCAAGAUGGCGUUAGGGCUGACCAAGCAUGCUUAGAUAAACAUCCUAUAGCUAUGGCUGAUGGUUCGGGUUACCGUUAUACUUUGCCUGGAAAUAAAAAGGGCAAUCUGGAUCUGAAAUUGAAAUUGCCAGAUGGUUUCACGUGUGAAAGAUGCGUUUUACAAUUUCACUGGAAAUGCGCCAAUAACUGGGGAAUUUGUGAAGAUGGCAAAGGACGAAUGGGUUGCGGACCUCAAGAAUAUUUCCGAGGAUGUGCUGAUGUAAAAAUUGUGUAAUUUAGUUUGGAAUUAAAAAAAAAUAAAAUAUAUGAAUUUUUUA
Parasteatoda tepidariorum (common house spider) is the source of this 704-nucleotide messenger RNA. RefSeq lists its product as uncharacterized. The record is from RefSeq and is a predicted model, not a curated record. NCBI's taxonomy places the organism in Eukaryota, Metazoa, Arthropoda, Arachnida, Araneae, Theridiidae.